UGUCCGGGGUUGCUUAUUUGCUUGCGCCUAUUCGCAACUAACCUUAUAGAAGGCCGUUCGCUAUCCGCAACCUGCAACCCGCCUGGUGGCCUCAGCUAUGCCCCUCACUAGUUCUUAAGGAACAGGGCAGAAAGUACAUACAAGUCGUAACAUUUAUUAUUGCAUAAAAAUGUUUUGAAAGGUCAACAAUAUGGGAGCGAAUCCUGAGGCGCAGCUUUGGGUAAAAACCAAAAAUUAUUGUCAUGUGACAGUCCAUUUUAAGCCCCAUACACAGCAUAGGUAAGGGUUAAACUACAUACUAAGUUUCUGUUUUUUUCGCACUUACGAAAAAAAAAACACACUCUUUCACUCGCAUUUAUUGUAGUGCGCAAUAGGGGACUGACGUCGGCGUAGAGACUUCCUUAUUAUUAUCAUACCAUGAGUCAAGUAGCCUUCUCAGUUCUGUUUAGAUAAUACUUUUCAACAUGAAAUCAAUUAGAAGGUAAAUUAAUUUACUUACUAUAUAACCCUUUAAUGACUUUGUAGUGCAGAGAACUAGACCACUUAACUACAAAAUAUUUCUAAUGAUAUGGCCUCAGCGAGACUAUAAUCCAUGGCUUAUCGUCACAAUAGCCGCGGUUGCAUCGACGAGCACAUGUACUCGAAAAACCAAUAUUGCGGCGGGACACAGGAGUUUUGGCAGAGGCUGUGGAAGAAGCUUGGCGUAAGCUAAUAAAAGGCAGGAGUCUCAGGUGUUGCCCGCAAGGCUGUUGCAGCAGCGUACACGUUUGUGCAAGAAGCACGAGAUCAAGUAACGUAGGAUUUCACGUCAUGAUUUUAACUGCAGGCUCUUACUAAUUUUAUCCAUAUAAUAAAAAAACAGACUGAGUCAAUUUGUUAUGGCCAGCUGAAAUUUAGAAACUUUCGCAAUAGAAGAGCAGGAUUGGAAACCCGGGGCAACCAUGAAGGGCGGAACCUUCAGAAAUACCCAGUGAGAUCCCACGUUGCUGUAGUCACAGAUCGUUUCCAUGCAAUUCUGCGUGUACUUUACACUUGGCCUACUGGUCUUCGUGGCCAGCAAGUUGUCCGGGGAUAACUACAGCCUGGAUCAUUUGUUCGAGUACCAUCAGAUUCACAUCUACGAUUUGGGCGGCAGAUUGGUGAUCUGCGCAUUUCUCCUCAAUGCGUUCCCGGCUUCCCUGGCGCUGUGGUGCAUCGUGAGACGGGCCAAGCUCUGCCUGGACUUUAGCUGCACCUUUCACGUCCUGCAUUUGCUCAUCUGCUGGUGGUACAACCGCUCCUUUUCCGCCAACGCAUCGUGGUGGCUGCUCAACGUCAUCACCGGCACGAUAAUGUGUAUAGGCGGCGAGUUCCUUUGCCUGCAGACCGAAAUGAAAGAGAUUCCGGUGGGCUACGCAGCCCUCAACCAAAAAAUCAGACGUCUGACUCGAACCAUGAACUUGUGA
This is a messenger RNA of Drosophila ficusphila, 1445 nucleotides long. RefSeq names its product protein SYS1 homolog. NCBI's taxonomy places the organism in Eukaryota, Metazoa, Arthropoda, Insecta, Diptera, Drosophilidae. The record is from RefSeq and is a predicted model, not a curated record. Gene Ontology annotation, cellular component: Golgi membrane; trans-Golgi network. Gene Ontology annotation, biological process: Golgi to plasma membrane protein transport; protein localization to Golgi apparatus; Golgi to endosome transport. The transcript has a single exon.